Messenger RNA from Astyanax mexicanus (Mexican tetra), 18796 nucleotides. RefSeq names its product ryanodine receptor 2a (cardiac) (gene ryr2a). The record is from RefSeq and is a predicted model, not a curated record. Lineage: Eukaryota; Metazoa; Chordata; Actinopteri; Characiformes; Acestrorhamphidae. Gene Ontology annotation, molecular function: calcium ion binding; ryanodine-sensitive calcium-release channel activity; protein binding. The coding region runs from base 52 to 15288 and encodes 5078 amino acids. Gene Ontology annotation, cellular component: sarcolemma; Z disc; calcium channel complex. The transcript has 105 exons. Gene Ontology annotation, biological process: calcium ion transmembrane transport; intracellular calcium ion homeostasis.
UCUGUGUGCUGUCUCUCUGCGCGGGGCUGGCUGCAGUCGCGCGGCUCCACCAUGGCUGAAGGCGGUGAAGGCGAGGAUGAGAUCCAGUUCUUGCGCACCGAUGAUGAGGUGGUGCUGCAGUGUUCAGCCACGCUUCAUAAGGAGCAGCAGAAGCUGUGUUUGGCUGCUGAGGGCUUUGGGAACAGGCUCUGCUUCCUGGAGUCCACCUCUAACUCUAAGAAUGUUCCGCCGGAUCUGUCCAUAUGCACGUUUGUGCUGGAGCAGUCGCUGUCGGUCCGUGCCCUGCAGGAGAUGCUGGCCAACACAGAGGAAAAGGCAGAGGGGACAGCACAGGGCGGGGGUCAUCGCACUCUUCUCUACGGCCACGCUGUCUUACUCAGGCACUCCUACAGCGGAAUGUAUCUCUGCUGUCUGUCCACCUCUCACUCCUCAACAGAUAAACUAGCGUUUGAUGUGGGGCUUCAAGAAGACACAACAGGUGAAGCCUGCUGGUGGACUAUACACCCCGCCUCCAAGCAGAGGUCAGAAGGUGAGAAGGUGCGAGUGGGUGAUGACCUCAUCCUCGUCAGUGUGUCCUCGGAGCGAUACCUGCACUUGUCGUAUGGAAAUGGCAGCUUGCAUGUGGACGCAGCCUUUCAACAAACCCUGUGGAGCGUAGCGCCAAUCUGCUCUGGGAGUGAGGUCGCUCAGGGCUUCCUGAUUGGUGGAGACGUCUUGCGGUUGUUGCACGGUCACAUGGACGAGUGUCUGACUGUUCCUUCAGGAGAGCAUGGAGAAGAGCAGCGCAGGACGGUGCACUAUGAGGGCGGAGCCGUGUCCACCCACGCCCGCUCGCUGUGGCGGCUCGAGACGCUGAGAGUAGCGUGGAGCGGGAGUCACACUCGGUGGGGUCAGCCGUUCCGGUUACGUCACGUGACCACGGGGAAAUACCUCAGCCUGCUGGAUGAUAAAGGUCUUCAGCUGAUGGAGAAGGAGAAGGCCGACGUCAAAUCCACCGCCUUCUGCUUCCGCUCGUCUAAGGAGAAGCUGGAUUUCGGGCUGAGGAAGGAGGUGGAUGGGAUGGGUGUUCCUGAUAUUAAAUAUGGAGAUUCUGUGUGCUAUAUCCAGCACGUGGACACAGGGCUCUGGCUAACCUACCAAUCAGUGGACGCCAAGUGUGCUCGCAUGGGCGGAGUCCAGAGGAAGGCUAUAAUGCACCAUGAAGGUCAUAUGGACGACGGGCUGACCCUCUCUCGCUCCCAACACGAAGAAUCUCGCACUGCCAGAGUUAUCCGCAGCACAGUCUUCUUAUUCAACCGCUUUAUCAGGGGAUUGGACACUCUUAGUAAAAAGGGGAAGACCUCCAUGCUGGAUCUGCCCAUUGAGUCGGUCAGUCUGAGUCUGCAGGAUCUGAUUGGUUACUUCCAGCCGCCGGACGAGCACCUAGAACACGAGGACAAGCAGAACCGACUCCGAGCCCUGAAGAACCGCCAGAACCUCUUUCAGGAGGAGGGAAUGAUAAACCUGGUGCUGGAGUGUAUUGAUCGUCUACAUGUGUACAGCAGUGCAGCUCAUUUUGCGGAAGUGGCGGGACGGGAAGCUGGAGAGUCCUGGAAGUCCAUUCUCAACUCCCUCUAUGAACUACUGGCUGCUUUGAUCAGGGGUAACAGGAAGAACUGUGCUCAGUUUUCCGGCUCGCUGGAUUGGCUGAUCAGUCGCCUGGAAAGACUGGAGGCUUCAUCAGGGAUUCUGGAGGUGCUGCACUGUGUUCUGGUGGAGAGUCCUGAAGCUCUCAACAUCAUCAAAGAGGGACACAUCAAAUCCAUCAUCUCUCUACUGGACAAACACGGCCGGAACCAUAAGGUCCUGGACGUGCUGUGCUCUCUGUGUGUGUGUCAUGGUGUGGCUGUUCGCUCUAACCAGCACCUGAUCUGUGAUAACCUGCUGCCCGGGAGAGACCUGUUACUGCAGACCCGUCUGGCCAAUCACGUCAGCAGCAUGAGGCCGAACAUCUUCCUCGGAGUGAGCGAAGGCUCCGCCCAGUACAGGAAGUGGUAUUAUGAGCUGAUCGUGGAUAACGUGGAGCCGUUCGUGACGGCGGAGGCCACGCACCUGAGAGUGGGCUGGGCCUCCACGCCCGGGUACUCACCUUACCCAGGUGGGGGUGAGGGCUGGGGGGGAAACGGAGUCGGGGAUGACCUCUACUCAUACGGCUUUGAUGGUCUACACCUGUGGUCAGGUUGUAUAGCUCGGACGGUCAGUUCUCCUAAUCAGCACCUGCUGUGUGCGGAUGACGUGGUCAGCUGCUGUCUGGACCUCAGCGCUCCCAGCAUAUCCUUCCGUAUUAACGGUCAGCCGGUUCAGGGCAUGUUCGAGAACUUCAACUCCGACGGCCUCUUCUUCCCUGUGGUCAGCUUCUCCGCCGGCGUCAAAGUGCGCUACCUGUUGGGAGGGCGUCAUGGUGAGUUUAAGUUCCUGCCGCCGACGGGAUACGCCCCCUGUUUUGAGGCGGUGCUUCCCCGAGAGAAGCUGAGGGUGGAGCAGAGUCAGGAAUACAAGCAGGACCACGCAGGAACCAGAGAUCUGCUGGGGCCGACCGUCAGUCUCUCCCAGGCUGCCUUCACACCUAUACCCGUGGACACCAGCCAGAUCGUGUUGCCGCCUCAUCUGGAGCGAAUCAGAGAGAAGCUGGCAGAAAACAUCCACGAGCUGUGGGUCAUGAACAAGAUCGACCUGGGCUGGAUGUAUGGAGCAAUAAGGGAUGAUAAUAAGAGGCAGCACCCGUGUCUGGUGGAGUUCUCCAAGCUUCCGGAGCAGGAGCGCAGCUACAACCUGCAGAUGUCCCUAGAGACCCUUAAGACUCUGCUGGCGUUGGGUUGCCAUGUUGGAGUGGCGGAUGAACGGGCUGUGGAAAAAGUGAAGCGACUGAAACUCUCGGCCAAAUAUGAGCUUUCCAGUGGAUAUAAACCUACUCCCAUGGAUCUCAGCCAUAUCAAACUCGCAUCUACACAGGAGGCCAUGGUGGAUAAACUAGCCGAGAACGCCCACAAUGUGUGGGCCAGAGACCGCAUCCGCCAGGGCUGGACAUAUGGCAUCCAGCAGGAUGUGAAGAAUAAGAGAAAUCCACGGUUGGUGCCUUACGUCCUUCUGGAUGAGAGAACCAAGAAGUCCAAUAAGGACAGUCUGAGAGAGGCGGUGCGCACACUGCUGGGUUACGGAUACAACCUGGAGGCUCCCGACCAAGACCAUGCAGCCCGAGCGGACAUCACCACCAUGUCGGCGGAGCGAUUCCGGAUUUUCCGUGCUGAGAAGUCGUACAGUGUGAACGCUGGGAAGUGGUAUUUUGAGCUGGAGGUGGUGACGGCGGGGGAGAUGCGGGUGGGCUGGGCUCGCCCGGGUUGCUUGCCGGAUCUGGAGCUGGGCUCCGACGACCAGGCCUUCGUGUUUGAUGGGUUUAAGGCUCAGCGGUGGCACCAAGGGAAUGAGCACUUUGGGCGUUCGUGGCUGGCGGGGGACGUGGUGGGCUGCAUGGUGGACAUGAACGAGCACACGAUGAUGUUCACGCUGAACGGAGAGGUGCUGCUGGACGACUCGGGCUCUGAACUCGCCUUCAAGGACUUCGAGGUUUGGGAAGGUUUUAUCCCGGUGUGCAGUCUGGGGGUGACUCAGGUGGGCCGGAUGAACUUUGGGAAGGACGUGAGCACUCUGAAGUACUUCACCAUCUGUGGUCUGCAGGAGGGAUACGAACCUUUCGCCGUCAACAUGAACCGAGACAUCACCAUGUGGCUCAGCAAGAGACUGCCCCAGUUUAUACCAGUACCAACCGGACAUGAACACAUCGAGGUCACGAGAAUUGACGGCACAGUGGAGAGCUCUCCGUGUUUGAAGGUCACUCAGAGGUCGUUCGGGUCACAGAACAGUAACACAGACAUCGUGUUCUACCGGCUCAGCAUGCCCAUCGAGUGCGCCGAGGGGUUCGCCAAGUCCGCCGGCGGCACCCUGCCCGCUAACGGCAGCUUCUUCUCCCCGAAGAAGGACCUGGAGGACUUCGAGACGGUGUCGGACUUCGAGGUGCUGAUGAAGAGCGCCCACGGUCACAUGGGUUCAAACGGACCAGAGAAAGACAAGGACGAGUUCAACAACCAUAAAGAUUACAACCAGGAGAAACCGUCCAAACUCAAACAGAGGUUCAUGCUGAAGAGGUCUAAACCCGACUUCAACACCAGUAACUCGUCAGCUCGUCUGUCGGAGGAGGUGAUGGCGGAUGAGAGAGAUGAUUUUGAGUAUCUCAUGCAGACGUCCACGUACUACUACUCGGUGCGGAUCUUUCCGGGUCAGGAGCCGUCCAGUGUGUGGGUUGGCUGGGUGACCUCGGACUUCCACCAGUACGACCCGGCCUUUCAGCUGGAUAAAGUCAGAACCGUCACUGUUACACUCGGGGAUGAGAAGGGAAAAGUCCACGAGAGUAUUAAGCGCAGUAACUGCUACAUGGUGUGGGCUGGGGAGAGUAAUAACCCCGGUCAGGGCCGCAAUAAUAAUGGUCUGGAGAUCGGCUGUAUGGUGGACACAGCCAGCGGCCUGCUCACCUUCACCACCAACGGCAAGGAGCUCAGCACCUACUACCAGGUGGAGCCCAGUACUAAGCUCUUUCCUGCAGUGUUUGCCCAGGCUACAAGUCCUAAUGUCUUCCAGUUUGAGCUUGGACGCAUCAAAAAUGUGAUGCCGCUGUCAGCAGGCCUGUUUAAAAGCGAGAAGAAGAACCCGGUUCCUCAGUGUCCGCCCCGCCUCCACGUCCAGUUCCUCACCCCCGUGCUCUGGAGCCGAGUGCCCAAUCACUUCCUCAGGUCUGAGGUCUCCAGGGUCAACGAGAGGCACGGCUGGAUGGUGCAGUGCUCAGAUCCACUGCAGUUCAUGUCCCUGCAUAUACCUGAAGAGAACAGGUCAGUGGACAUCCUGGAGCUGACGGAGCAGCGUGAUCUCCUGAAGUUCCACUACCACACUCUGCGUCUGUACUCGGCGGUGUGCGCUCUGGGCAACAACCGGGUCGCUGGCGCCCUCUGCAGCCACGUGGACGAAUCUCAGCUGCUGUCGGCCAUCCAGAACAAGUACAUGCCGGGUCUGCUGCGCACCGGCUACUACGACCUGCUGAUCGACAUCCACCUGAGCAGCUACGCCACCGCCCGCCUGAUGAUGAACAGCGAGUACAUCGUCCCCAUGACCGACGAGACCAAGAGCAUCACGCUGUUCCCCGACGAGAAGAAGAAGCACGGCCUCCCGGGCAUCGGCCUCAGCACGUCGCUGCGCCCGCGCAUGCGCUUCUCCUCGCCCGACUUCGUCAGCGCCGUCGCCGGGAGCAACGGGGGACCCGUCGCCGGGGGCGACUGCUUCCAGUACAGCCCCGAGUUCCCUCUGGAGACGCUGAAGAGCCGCACCAUGGAGAUGCUGACGGAGGCGGUGCAGGAGGGCAGCCUGCAUGUUAGAGAUCCUGUAGGGGGCAGCACCGAGUUCCUGUUUGUGCCACUUAUUAAACUGUUCUACACGCUGCUGAUCAUGGGCAUCUUCCAUAACGGAGAUCUGAGGACCAUCCUGCAGCUGAUCGAGCCCAGCGUGUUCUCUCAGAGCACGGGGUCAGAGGGGGCGACCGGGACGCCCGAUAAAGAAGGCGGUCCUGGGGAGGGUCGUUCUGAGGGAGGCCCUGCUAUUGCAGGAGGGGAGGAAGAGGAUGGAACCAAGAGUGGCUUACCCAAAGAGGGACUUCUGCAGAUGAAGCUUCCAGAACCCGUCAAACUGCAGAUGUGUCUGCUGCUGCAGUAUCUGUGUGAUUGUCAGGUGCGGCACCGUAUCGAGGCGGUGGUGGCGUUCUCGGAUGAUUUCGUGGCGAGUCUGCAGGAUAACCAGCGCUUCCGUUAUAACGAGGUCAUGCAGGCGCUCAACAUGUCGGCGGCUCUGACCGCCCGCAAAACCAAAGAGUUCCGCUCGCCCCCGCAGGAACAGAUCAAUAUGCUGCUGGGUUUUAAGGAUGAGAAGCAGGAGUGUCCGUGUCCCGAGGAUAUCAGAGACCAGCUGCUGGAGUUCCAUGAGGACCUGAUGACCCACUGCGGUAUAGAGAUGGAUGAUGAUAAGGCAGGGGAAGCUGAUGGAGAUUUUACGAUACGAGGGCGUCUGUUGUCUCUGGUGGAGAAGGUGGCCUACCUGAAGAAGAAAAUGGCCGACAUGCCAAAGAAAAAAAAAGCCAAGAAACCCAGCACUCUGCAGCAGCUGAUCUCGGAGACGAUGGUGCGCUGGGCGCAGGAGUGUGUGAUCGAGGAUCCGGAGCUGGUGCGGGCGAUGUUCGUGCUGCUGCACCGGCAGUAUGAUGGGAUAGGAGGGCUGGUCCGGGCUCUGCCCAAAACCUACACCAUCAACGCUGUGUCCGUGGAGGAUACCAUUAACCUGCUGGCCUCGCUGGGUCAGAUCCGCUCGCUGCUCAGCGUCCGGAUGGGCCGAGAGGAGGAGAAGCUCAUGAUCCGCGGACUCAGUGACAUCAUGAACAAUAAGGUGUUCUACCAGCACCCGAACCUGAUGAGGGCUCUGGGCAUGCACGAGACCGUCAUGGAGGUCAUGGUGAACGUGCUGAGCGGAGGAGAGUCCAAGGAGAUCACUUUUCCCAAGAUGGUGGCUAACUGCUGCCGUUUCCUGUGCUACUUCUGCCGGAUCAGCCGUCAGAACCAGAAGGCCAUGUUUGAUCAUCUGAGUUAUCUUCUGGAGAACAGCAGCGUGGGUCUCGCGUCUCCGUCCAUGCGUGGCUCCACCCCUCUGGAUGUUGCUGCUGCUUCUGUGAUGGAUAAUAACGAGCUGGCCCUCGCACUGAGAGAACCAGACCUGGAGAAAGUGGUGCAGUAUUUGGCGGGGUGUGGGCUGCAGAGCUGUGUGAUGUUGGUAUCUAAGGGUUAUCCUGAUAUUGGAUGGAACCCUGUGGAAGGAGAGCGCUAUCUGGACUUCCUGAGAUUUGCUGUGUUCUGUAACGGUGAGAGUGUUGAGGAGAACGCUAAUGUGGUCGUCCGGCUCCUGAUUCGCCGGCCGGAGUGUUUUGGCCCCGCCCUGCGUGGUGAAGGUGGGAACGGGUUGCUAGCGGCGAUGGAGGAAGCGAUUAAAAUAUCAGAGGACCCCAGCAGAGACGGCCCCUCCCCUACAUCAGAGGACAGCAAAACACUUAGUGAUGCAGUAGAGGAUGAGGAGGAUGACACCAUACAUAUGGGUAAUGCCAUCAUGACCUUCUACGCUGCUCUGAUAGACCUGCUGGGUCGCUGUGCUCCAGAGAUGCAUUUGAUUCAUGCAGGUAAAGGUGAGGCGAUCCGUAUCCGAGCCAUCCUCCGUUCUCUCAUCCCUAUAGAGGACCUGGAGGGAGUCAUCAGCAUCCCCUUCCCCAUGCCCACCCUCGCUAAAGAUGGUUCUGUGGUGGAACCGGACAUGUCUGCGGGGUUCUGUCCGGACCACAAGGCAGCGAUGGUUCUGUUUCUUGACCGUGUUUACGGCAUCGAAGACCAGAACUUCCUGCUUCACCUGCUGGAGGUGGGCUUCCUGCCUGACCUCAGGGCCGCCGCUUCUUUGGAUACGGCGGCGCUGAGUGCUACAGACAUGGCUCUGGCUCUGAACCGGUACCUGUGUACGGCGGUUCUGCCGCUGCUGACCAAGUGCGCCCCCCUGUUCGCCGGUACAGAGCCCUUCGCCUCGCUGAUCGACUCCCUGCUGCACACGGUUUACCGGCUCUCUAAAGGCUGCUGCCUCACCAAGGCCCAGCGGGACGCCAUCGAAGAGUGCCUGCUCGCCGUGUGUGGUAAACUGAGGCCUUCAAUGAUGCAGCAUCUGCUCAGACGGCUGGUGUUCGACGUUCCGCUGCUUAAUGAACACACUAAAAUGCCUCUCAAGCUGUUGACCAAUCACUAUGAGCGCUGCUGGAAGUAUUACUGCCUGUCCGGGGGGUGGGGCAGUUUCGGGGCGGCGUCUGAUGAAGAGCUGCAUCUCUCCAGAAAACUCUUCUGGGGAAUCUUCGACGCUCUGGCCAGAAAGAGGUACGACGCUGAGCUGUUUAAGCUGGCUCUGCCGUGUCUGAGCGCUGUAGCCGGAGCUUUACCUCCAGACUACAUGGAGUCCAACUACGUGGCCAUGAUGGAGAAGCAGUCAUCCAUGGACGCGGAGGGCAACUUCAACCCACAGCCUGUCGACACCAGCAAUGUUAAUAUUCCGGAGAAACUGGAUCACUUCAUCAAUAAAUACGCUGAGCACUCUCACGAGAAGUGGUCGAUGGAGAAGUUUGGGAAUGGGUGGGUUCAUAGUGAGCAGUUGUGUGAGGCGUCUAAAGUUCAUCCUCUGCUGAAACCGUACAAGGGGCUGUCUGAGAAGGAUAAGGAGGUUUACCGCUGGCCAAUCAGAGAGACUCUGAAGACCAUGCUGUCGUGGGGUUGGAGUAUAGAGCGGACGCGGGAGAGCGACCCGGCCAGUUUACACAGCCGCACUCGCAGGAUAUCUCUGUCCAGCCAGCUGUCCAUAGAGGGCGCUCAUGGCUUCAGCCCUCGUCCAGUAGACAUGAGCAACGUGACCCUCUCCCGGGACCUGCACUCAAUGGCAGAGCUGCUGGCAGAGAAUUACCACAAUAUCUGGGCCAAAAAGAAGAAACUGGAACUGGAAGCCAAAGGAGGAGGGAGUCAUCCGUUACUAGUUCCCUACGACACUCUAACUGCCAAAGAGAAAUCCAAAGACCGAGAAAAAGCGCAAGACAUCCUCAAGUUCCUUCAGAUUAACGGAUACACCGUAUCGAGGGCUAUGAAGGAGCAGGAGCUGGACACUCCGUCUAUAGAGAAGCGCUUCGCCUACACCUUUCUGCAGCAGCUCAUCACAUACGUAGAUGAAGCUCAUGAACACAUGCUGGAGUUCGAUGUCAGCACGCGACCAAAGGGAGAGAAAAUCCCUCACGAGCAGCAGAUGAAGUUCUUUGGAAAGGUCGUCCUGCCUCUCGUCGACCAGUACUUUAAGAACCAUCGGCUCUACUUCCUGUCUACUGCUGUCCGGCCAAUCGGCAGUGGAGGCCACGCGUCCAAUAAGGAGAAAGAGAUGGUGACCAGUCUUUUCUGCAAACUGGGAGUUCUUGUCAGGCAUAGGAUAUCUCUGUUUGGAAACGACUCUACCUCUAUAGUAAAUUGCCUUCAUAUACUGGGACAGACGCUGGACGCCAGGACAGUGAUGAAGACGGGUCUGGAGACGGUGAAGGCGGCUCUACGGGCGUUCUUCGAGAACGCUGCGGAGGAUCUGGAGAGAACCAUGGAGAACCUGCGGCAGGGUCAGUUCACCCACACCAGAACCCAGCCUAAAGGAGUGACCCAGAUCAUCAACUACACCACCGUCGCCCUGCUGCCCGUCCUCUCCUCGCUGUUCGAGCACAUCGGACAGAACCUGUUCGGGGAGGACCUCAUACUGGAUGAUGUCCAGGUGUCCUGUUACAGGAUCUUAAACAGCCUCUACUCUCUCGGCACCAGCAAAAGCAUCUACGUGGAAAGGCAGCGACCUGCUCUGGGCGAGUGUCUGGCUGCGUUCUCUGGUGCGUUUCCUGUGGCCUUUCUGGAGCCAAAUCUCAACAAAUUCAACAGCUACUCCAUCUACAACACUAAAGGCUCCAAAGACAGAACAGCCUCCGGUCUUCCCACGCAGGUGGAGGAGGUGUGUCCGCUGGUGCCGUCUCUGGAGAAAGCUCUGGAGGAGAUUAUGGAGCUGGCGGAGUCGGGGAUGCGCUACACCCAGAUGCCCCACGUCAUGGAGGUGGUGCUGCCCAUGCUCUGCAGCUACAUGUCCCACUGGUGGGAGCACGGACCCGAGAGCAACCCAGAGCACGCCGAGAGCUGCUGCACCUCGCUGACCUCCGAGCACAUGAACGCCCUGCUGGGGAACAUCCUCAAGAUCAUCUACAACAACCUGGGCAUCGACGAGGGAGCCUGGAUGAAGAGACUCGCGGUCUUCUCCCAGCCAAUCAUCAGCAAGGCCCGCCCCCAGCUGCUGAAGAGCCACUUCCUGCCGCUGAUGGAGAAGCUGAAGAAGAAGGCGGCGACGGUUCUUCUGGAUGAAGAGCACACCAAGGCUGAGGGGCGGGGCGAGAUGUCGGAGGCGGAGCUGCUGAUCCUGGACGAGUUCACCAUCCUGGUGCGAGACCUGUACGCCUUCUACCCACUGCUCAUCAGAUUCGUCGACUACAACAGAGCGAAGUGGCUGAAAGAGCCGAACCCCGAGGCUGAGGAACUGUUCCGCAUGGUGGCCGAGGUCUUCAUCUUCUGGGCCAAAUCACACAAUUUUAAACGGGAGGAGCAGAACUUCGUGGUUCAGAACGAGAUCAACAACAUGUCCUUCCUCAUAACUGAUACCAAGUCUAAAAUGUCCAAGGGGGCAGUGUCUGAUCAGGAGAGGAAGAAGAUGAAGAAGAGGGGGGAUCGCUACUCCAUGCAGACGUCUCUGAUCGUAGCGGCGCUGAAGAGGCUUCUGCCUGUGGGGCUGAACAUCUGCGCCCCCGGAGACCAGGAGCUCAUCGCCCUCGCCAAGAACCGCUUCACCCAGAAAGACACUGAGGAUGAGGUUCGGGAGAUCAUCCGGAAUAACCUUCACCUGCAGGGCAAGUAUCGAGUCUUCCUCUUCAAAAAGCUGGUGAAGCGUCUCAUCAUCGUCCUGAAGUGGAUGAAGAGUCGCCAGGCCAGGCUGGCCACUUCAGACAUGCCCCCCCACAAACGCAUGCCCCUCCGCAAGCGCUCCACCACCCUCGACCUCCAUCAUCGCCACCCGCGGGUGCUGCUGAGCGCCAUGAAGAAAUCUGCAUCUGUGGACCACGCCCCCAAGCUUGGAAAGCCCGCCCCCCGGGCACCUGAGAACCUGCCCGCCCCCCGGCACCGCGAGACCCACCUUACUGCAUGCGGCAUGUUUGGAUGUAGCACACUGCUGGAGGAUCCUGCAAUUCGCUGGCAGAUGGCCCUGUAUAAAGACAUGCCCAACCGCAGCGAGGACACGUCGGACCCGGAGAAGACCGUGGAGAGAGUGCUGGAUAUCGCUCAUGUUCUCUUCCAUCUGGACCAGGUGGAGCAUCCUCAGAGGAGUAAGAAGGCCGUGUGGCACAAGCUGCUGUCCAAGCAGAGGAAGCGGGCAGUGGUGGCAUGCUUCAGGAUGGCUCCUCUAUAUAACCUACCCAGACACAGAGCGGUGAACCUGUUCCUGCAGGGUUAUGAGAAAUCCUGGAUCGAGACGGAGGAGCAUUAUUUUGAAGAUAAACUCAUCGAGGAUUUGGCUAAGCCGGGUGGAGAGGAGCCGUCGGAGGAGGAUGAAGGGGUUAAACGCAUCGACCCCCUACAUCAGCUCAUCCAACUGUUCAGCAGGACAGCACUCACCGAGAAAUGUAAAUUGGAAGAGGACAGCCUGUACAUGGCUUAUGCUGAUAUCAUGGCUAAGAGCUGCCAUGAUGAGGAGGAAGAUGAAGAGGAGGAAGUGAAGAGUUUUGAAGAGAAAGAGAUGGAGAAGCAGAAGCUGCUGUAUCAGCAGGCUCGACUACAUGACCGAGGAGCUGCUGAGAUGGUGCUGCAGACCAUAAGCGCCAGCAAAGGUGAGAUGGGACUGAUGGUGGCGUCCACACUGAAGCUUGGUAUUGCCGUCCUGAAUGGUGGAAACUCCACUGUACAGCAGAAAAUGCUGGAUUAUCUGAAGGAUAAGAAGGAUGUGGGAUUUUUCCAGAGCCUGGCGGGACUGAUGCAGUCCUGCAGCGUUCUGGACCUGAAUGCUUUUGAGAGGCAGAAUAAAGCUGAAGGUUUGGGCAUGGUGACAGAAGAAGGAUCAGUCAUCACCCAUGAGCGUGGCGAGAAGGUGAUGCAGGACGACGAGUUCACCUGCGACCUGUUCCGCUUCCUGCAGCUGCUCUGUGAAGGACACAACUCAGAUUUCCAGAACUAUCUGAGAACACAGACAGGAAACAACACAACAGUUAACAUCAUCAUCUCCACCGUGGACUACCUUCUCCGAGUGCAGGAAUCAAUAAGCGAUUUCUACUGGUACUAUUCUGGGAAGGAUGUGAUUGACGAGCAGGGUCAGCGUAAUUUCUCCAAGGCCAUCAAUGUGGCCAAGCAGGUCUUCAAUACUCUUACAGAGUAUAUUCAGGGUCCUUGCACCGGUAACCAGCAGAGUUUGGCUCACAGUCGACUCUGGGACGCUGUGGUUGGUUUCCUCCAUGUUUUUGCUCAUAUGCAGAUGAAACUGUCUCAGGAUUCGAGUCAGAUUGACCUGCUGAAGGAGCUCAUGGACCUGCAGAAGGACAUGGUUGUGAUGCUGCUGUCUAUGUUAGAGGGAAACGUCGUAAACGGCACCAUCGGGAAGCAGAUGGUGGACAUGCUGGUAGAAUCCUCCAACAACGUGGAGAUGAUCCUCAAGUUCUUCGACAUGUUCCUCAAACUCAAAGACCUGACGUCAUCCGACGCCUUCAAAGAGUACGACCCGGACGGGAAGGGGGUGAUCUCUAAACGAGACUUUCACAAAGCCAUGGAGAGCCACAAGCACUACACCCAAUCAGAGACGGAGUUCCUGCUGUCCUGCGCCGAGACGGACGAGAACGAGCUGCUGGACUACGAGGAGUUCGUCGAGCGCUUCCACGAACCGGCCAAAGACAUCGGCUUCAACGUGGCCGUCCUCCUCACCAACCUAUCGGAGCACAUGCCUCACGACUCGCGGCUGCAGACCUUCCUGGAGCUGGCGGAGAGCGUGCUGAACUACUUCCAGCCCUACCUGGGCCGCAUCGAGAUCAUGGGCAGCGCCAAGCGGAUCGAGCGCGUGUACUUCGAGAUCAGCGAGUCCAGCCGGACGCAGUGGGAGAAGCCGCAGGUCAAAGAGUCCAAGCGCCAGUUCAUCUUCGACGUGGUGAACGAGGGAGGAGAGAAGGAGAAGAUGGAGCUGUUCGUUAAUUUCUGCGAGGACACCAUCUUCGAGAUGCAGCUGGCGGCGCAGAUGUCCGACGCCGGGGAACGCUCGGCCAGCAAGGAGGAGAGCGAGAGGGAGAAACCCGAGGACGAGAGCCCUGAGAUGGGCUUCUUCUCGGUUACGACUGUACGAACCGCCCUGCUCGCCCUCCGCUACAACAUCAUGCUCCUCAUGAAGGUGCUGUCCAUGAAGAGUCUGAAGAAGCAGCUGAAGAAGGCGAAGAAGAUGACGGUGAAGGACAUGGUGACCACGUUGGCGUCCUUCUACUGGAGCGUGCUGAUGGGUUUGCUGCAUUUCGCGUUCAGCGUGGCGCGAGGCUUCUUCCGCAUCGUCUACAACAGCUUCCUGGGUGGCAGCCUGGUGGAGGGAGCCAAGACCAUGAAGGUGUCAGAGCUGCUGGCCAACAUGCCGGACCCGACGCAGGACGAGGUGCGGGGCGAGAGCGAGGAGGCGGAGAGGAAGCCUGUGGAUAAAACCUCACCUGAGGAGAACCUGGCGGACCUGGCGGUGGCCACCGAGGACACGGACGUGCUGUCGGAUAUAUUCGGGCUGGAUUUGAGGCGGGAGGGCGGGCAGUAUAAACUGAUGCCGCAUAACCCCAACGCCAGCCUGACGGAGCUGCUCAACACACCUGUACCUCCACCGCCUACACCCUCACCUGAACUCCGCAGGAGACACCAGACAAAAAGUUCCUCUUCUUCGACGGAGGAGAAAGAAGGCCUGGAGGAGACCAAGUCCGUCCCCGAGAAAGCAGAGGGGGAGGAUGGAGAGAAGAAGGAAGUGCAGAAGGAAGUUCUCCAGAAAAAGAAGUCCCGGCACCACCACUCCUCCAGAUCAGACGAGCCGGAUCUUCAGGAGUCCGCCUUCUGGAAGAAGAUCAUCGCUUACCAACGCAAGCUGCUAAACUAUUUUGCACGGAAUUUCUACAACAUGAGAAUGUUGGCUCUGUUUGUGGCCUUCGCCAUCAACUUCAUCCUGCUGUUCUAUAAGGUGUCCACGUCCUCAGCAGUGCUGGAGGAGAAGCAGGUUAUUUAUAGUGCAUCUUCAGACACUGGGCUACGCUGGGACCCUCUGGGCGAAGCGCCCCCUGAUCGCCCGGUAACGGUGCACUUUGUACUGGAGGAGAGCAGCGGCUACAUGGAGCCCACGCUGAGGAUCCUCGCCAUCCUCCACACCAUUAUCUCCUUUUUCUGCAUCAUCGGGUAUUACUGCCUCAAGGUUCCUCUGGUGAUCUUUAAGAGGGAGAAGGAGGUGGCCAGGAAGCUGGAGUUUGACGGGUUGUAUAUUACAGAGCAGCCGUCUGAGGAUGACAUCAAAGGCCAGUGGGACAGACUGGUCAUAAACACACAGUCUUUCCCGAACAACUACUGGGAUAAGUUUGUGAAGCGGAAGGUAAUGGAUAAGUAUGGAGAGUUUUAUGGUCAUGAUCGGAUCAGUGAGCUGCUGGGGAUGGAUAAAGCUGCGCUGGACUUCAGCGACGCCCACGAGAAGAGGAAACCCAAGAAGGACAGCUCAUUGGCUGCUGUAUUGAACUCAGUGGACGUGAAGUACCAGAUCUGGAAGCUGGGAGUCGUCUUCACUGAUAAUUCGUUCCUGUACCUUGCCUGGUACAUGACCAUGUCCAUAUUGGGCCACUACAAUAACUUCUUCUUUGCUGCUCAUCUGCUGGACAUCGCCAUGGGCUUUAAGACCCUGAGGACCAUCCUGUCUUCCGUCACUCACAAUGGCAAACAGCUGGUGUUGACGGUGGGCUUGCUGGCGGUGGUGGUCUAUCUCUACACUGUGGUGGCCUUCAACUUCUUCCGCAAAUUCUACAACAAGAGUGAAGACGGAGAGUCUCCAGACAUGAAGUGUGACGACAUGCUUACGUGUUAUAUGUUCCAUAUGUACGUUGGUGUACGAGCAGGUGGGGGCAUCGGUGACCAGAUCGAGGAUCCAGCAGGCGAUGAAUACGAGAUUUACCGCAUCAUCUUCGACAUCACCUUCUUCUUCUUUGUCAUUGUCAUCCUGCUCGCCAUCAUUCAGGGUCUGAUCAUUGAUGCUUUUGGUGAGCUCAGAGAUCAGCAGGAGCAAGUAAAAGAAGACAUGGAGACCAAGUGCUUCAUCUGCGGGAUCGGAAACGACUACUUCGACACGGUUCCUCACGGCUUCGAGACACACACCUUACAGGAGCACAACUUGGCCAACUAUCUGUUUUUUGUGAUGUAUCUCAUUAAUAAGGAUGAAACGGAGCACACAGGCCAGGAGUCCUACGUCUGGAAAAUGUACCAGGAACGCUGCUGGGAAUUCUUCCCGGCCGGAGACUGCUUCCGCAAACAAUACGAGGACCAGCUCAACUAACACAGCCUGUACACACACACAUAUAUACACACACAUAUAUAUAUAUAUACACACAUAUAUGCACACACAUACAUACAUAUACACACCCAUGCAGAGACUCCGCCCCCUCGGACUGCGUUUCUCCGUGACGGCUGCGGGAGGAGGAGGGGCCAGGAAUGCUUUUGAGAUUCUGUACAUACUGCUCCACCCUCCACCUGUACCCAGAAUACACUGGGGCAGCGGUUAAGCACGAGAGAGAGAGAGAGAGUGCAAGAGCGAAUGAUUGCGCGAGAGAAAGAGAGCGAGAGAGCGUGAAAGAGAGAGAGAGAGAGAGACGUUUGAGUCUUUAACGCUUCUCCAUUCUCUUCAUUCGCUUUGUUACAUUCACUAAAACACAUAAGCAAAAAAGAGAAAGAGCGAGAGAGAACAAGAAGGAGGAAGAGAGGACGCAGAACGAGGGAUGAGAGAUGAAGAGGAGGAGAAAGAAGAAGAAGAAGAAGAAGAAGAGGAAGCAUGCACAGCUUUCUCAUCUCAAACAGAAUAGAUAAAUGGAGGAUGGAGAAUGAACGUGUGAAUGAAAGACUCUUCUUUUAAUGUGUGAACGAAUGUGAUCGUCGCAUUCAUUCUCGACCUGUGUGUGUGUGUGUGUUCGUCAGGAUGGGGUGAUAUAUAAAUGGAUGGAUGGAUGGAUGGAUAGAUAGAUAGAUAAACAAACAGAUGGAUGGAUGGAUGAACAGAUGCAAAAAAAGAAAGGCUAAAAAGGAAGGCAGGCACCCUGAUAAUCUGAUAAUGGGCAAAAGAAGGGAUACAGUGCCUUACCGAGCAAAGGGUGAAGCUAUAUAUGCAAGGGAGGAUAAAAGAGAGAUAGAAAGAGAUAGAUAGAAAUAUAGAGUAGAAGAGAAAGAAAAAGACAGAUAGGCAGAUAAAGAUUCAUGAGGGCUACAAUGGUGUACAGACCUAUUAUUAGGGUGGGUAUAUGUUUUAAGAAUGUGUAAAUGUUUGUGAGUGUGUAUGGAGCCUCUUUUCCACUGCAGGGUCCAAUGGUUUAACGUGUGGAAUGGUUCAGGUUUCUUUUUUCAUUUGUUGUGUCUCUAAAUCAGAACCAGAAUCUGUAUAAUGUCUAAAUUUCUGUCAUUCUGGUGUAAAAACGAAUUGCAACAUGAAAAACUAUGAGUUUUCAUGCCAAAUAUUGACCUCAUUCAACUUUGCCAGCAUGGUAAUGGUGAACAGGCUUAUUCAACAUCGCUACCACAGUGUUAGCAUCGACCAGCAUUAGCACUACAGCUGCAGGCAUCGGCUACCAGCCUCAUCUGCCAUGGAGUUAGCAUGCCGAUGACCAGGCCUGUAUGCUAGCAAUGCAACUGGGCUCAUCCAACAUUACUACCACAGUGUUAGCAUCAACUAGCAUUGGUACUAUAGCUGCAAGCAUCGGCUACGAGCCUUAUCUGCCAUCACUAUUGUAAAACAUGCAGUUAGCACGCCGAUGAUCAAGCUUUGCUACAAUGACGGUAGCAUGCCGUGACCAGGCCCGUAAAUAUCACUACUAUGAUAAUAAAACAGCCUAGUUAGCCAAUAGGAAGGUCCCUCAGUUCACUGGGCUUAUCUAACAUUGCUAUUAACCUGAUGUUCGUAUGUGGGCACAGAAUACCAGCCUGUGUCUGUAUUAAAAAAUUGAGAAAAUUGCGCCUCCAUGAUCAGAAACCUUCAGCCCUGCAGUGGAAAAGCGGCCAAUAAGAGAGAGGGGGAGGAGUUUCUGAGAGUCUAUAAGUGCUACAAAAUAAAGAGAUACAAAGUUGUGAGGCUGAGGUGAGUUAGGGUGAGGUGCAUUAGGAUAAGAAAUGGUGUGGUUGGGUGAGAUUUGGUUGGGUGAGGUGUAGUUUGGUAAGGAUUGGUUGAAUGAGUUAUAGUUCGGUGAGGUGUAGUUUGGUGAGGAUUGGUUGGGUAAGGAUUGGUUGGGUGAGGAUUGGAUGGGUAAGGUUUGGUUGGGUGAGGAUUGGUUGGGUGAGGAUUGGUUGAAUGAGGUAUAGUUUGGUAAGAUGUAGUUUGGUAAGAACUGGUUGGGUGAGGUGUAGUUGGGUGAGGAUUGGUUGGGUAAGGUUUGGUUGGGUAAGGAUUGGUUGGGUGAGGAUUAGUUGGGUAAGGUUUGGUUGGGUGAGGAUUGGUUGAGUAAGGUUUGGUUGGGUAAGGAUUGGUUGGGUAAGGUUUGGUUGAAUGAGGUACAGUUCGGUGAGAUGUAGUUUGGUAAGAAUUGGUUGGGUGAGGAUUAGUUGGGUGAGGUUUGGUUGGGUGAGGUGUAGUUGGAUGAGGAUUGGUUGGAUGAGGUGUGGUUGGAUGAGGAUUGGUUGGAUGAGGUGUGGUUGUGUAAGAUGUGUUUGAGAGUUUUUUGUACCCCUCAGGACAUCUGUUGGGUUUUUCAUAUCAGCAACACCUCACCUCGUCCUGUUUGUUUGUUUGUUUGUUUGUUUGUUUGUUUGUUUUUCUUUAUUUUGGUAAUGCAUUUAUGCAACAGCAGAGUUAACUGUUUAUAUCCAAGUUCUAGAAAAAAAAAACUUAUCCCUGGAAAAAAAAGGAAAAAAAAAGACUUUUUUGCAUGUUUAUUAUGCAAGUUUAAGAAAACUUUAAAGACGCGUUGCCUACGUCACACCGAAACGAGUUUUAUAGGUUUAAGAUCAUUUAAGGUAUCUCUUAUGCUAUCCAAGUGUUGUGGGCUUUCUUGUAUAUUACGAACCCCAGUUCUCGUCAUCAGCCAAGAAUACAUCCUAUUGGUCCAGGAGUCUGUCCAGGCCUUCGCCCACGCCUCCCUCCAGACACUGUAGAAAACGUACUGCAUCUCCGUCUAAGCGGAAGUCUGACCCACGCCGAAGCAAUAUCCAUUCAGGGAAGCCGUCGGACUGGACUUUGGAGCUCGGAAAAUCUCGCUUCAAAAAAACGUACAAGGACCAAUCGACCGAACUCAUCUGAACGAAAGACCUGACAUCACAUCCCGACAUCCUGAGCUUUGAAGCGCCUGAUACCACGACCUGAGCACUGGAUACGUGUAUCAUAAGCAAAGUAUUACGGUAUUACUGCAUUACUGAAUUACGGUAGAAUAUCGCUUAUUAUUAUUAUAACGUCCCAUGCUUAAACUGAACAUUGCACUACUGUUUUAUCUCUUUUUUUUUUUUUUUGGUUGUCGGUCGUCCGUUUGUUCCAUACCCUCGCCAUUUUCGCGACGACGAAUAAGCGCUUUCCAUACUUGUCUCACACGGAAUAAUGUGAAAACCAUUGCAAUAACAACAACAACAACUUCGGCUCAAGCCAACCUAUAUGAUAUAAGUGGAAUUUUACUCAUGUAAAGAAUUUUGAUAACAACGAUCAUGGAUUGAAAAGAAAAAAAAAAAAAAAAAAAAUCAUCGGAAAAUAACCCGUCACGAUUACGUGUGCUGUUCAGAGUUGUGAAUACAUAACUUAUGUGUUAAACCUGUAAAGGAAACUCAAAGACAACAAUGGACUUGCAUGAUUUUGAAAAAUAAAUUGCUUAUUUAUUGAA